Molecule: messenger RNA, 336 nt
Organism: Microthlaspi erraticum
Lineage: Eukaryota; Viridiplantae; Streptophyta; Magnoliopsida; Brassicales; Brassicaceae
Source: the annotation of a GenBank genome assembly
AUGUUUAACGCAGCGUCGGAGCUUUCGUCACACGUGUCAUCACGAGAUUAUUCAGAAAAAAAUUACGCGUCCUCUCUCUUCAUUUCUCUGUUUCCCUUCUCUCUCUUGCAAACUUUCUCCGAUGGCAAUUCAAGUUUUGAUGAACUAGGAUCGGUGGUUCUGUUUACGACAAUUCAAGGCGCUGUGAGGAGGAACAUGGUGGAGAGUCUUGUGGUUCCUACUUUUAAAGUGGGAUACACAAUCAACACAGAUGCUUUUGAUGCUCUUUACAAGAAGGUUGACAUUUAUUCAUUGUCUAGAAAAUGGAAAGAAUUGGUUGACAAGGCAAAAACCUGA